UUUUUUUUGUCGCAAAAGCACAUCUAACUUUUUUGGUUUUGUGUGAAUUGCUGUCUGCGUCUAACACGCUACUUUGGUGCUUUUUUUUUUCCACAGAGUUCACUGUAAUCACAGGUCAGGAUGAGCACUCGAGCGUACUGCUCGCUCAUUGCAGUUUUAUUGUGUCUCUGCAGAUGUUUGAGCAUAACCGAUGCUACUCGAGGACGCUCCAAAGUGACUGGUUUCUGUCCGGCGAGGCUCACGGUUGUACCGUCCCGUCGAGGAUGUUCUUCUGACAGAGACUGCUCCAGAGAACACAUAUGCUGUCGUUUUGAUCGGGGACCUGUGUGUGUGCCGCCUGUUUCCACAAAACCAGGAGAGUGUCCACCCGCCAGAAUGUGUGGAAGAUCAUGUACCAGCUCCUGUGAAAGUGACUCUUGCUGUCCAGGCAACGAGAAGUGCUGCAGCAAUGGAUGUGGACGUCACUGUACAGAUCCAUAUAUAGUGAAACCGGGUCAAUGUCCCAGACCAACGAGGACUCGAGUGUGUGAUGAAAACUGUUUCCAUGAUGGUCAAUGUCCUGCCAGACAGAAGUGUUGCCCAACGACCUGUGGCCGUUCAUGCAGUAAACCAUUGGGCCAAGGAGGCCAGGGCGGCCAGGCCAAGGAGGGUCAGGGCCAAGGAGGCCAGGGUCAGGGCCAAGGAGGCCAGGACCAAGGAGGCCAGGGCCAAGGAGGCCAGGGCCAAGGGGGUCAGGGUCAGGGCCAAGGAGGCCAGGGUCAGGGCGGCCAGGACCAGGGCCAAGGAGGCCAGGGCCAAGGAGGCCAGGGCCAAGGAGGCCAGGGCCAGGCCCAGGGGCCAGGGCCAGGCCAAGGGGGGGGUCAGGGCCAGGGCCAAGGAGGCCAGGGCCAGGGCCAAGGAGGCCAGGGCCAAGGAGGCCAGGGCCAGGGAGGCCAGGGCCAAGGAGGCCAGGCCAAGGAGGCCAGGCCAAGGAGGCCAGGGUGGCAGCCAGGGCCAGGGGGGUGGACAGGGUGGCAGCCGGGGAGUGUCCUGCCAGACAGAAGUGUUGCCCAACCACCUGUGGCCGUUCAUGCAGUAAACCAUUUGGACAGGGAAGUGGCUACGAUCACGAAAGGGGCCAGGGAUGGGGUGAUCAGGGAGGAGGCCAAGGUGGUGGACAGGGACGUGGGGGAGACCAAGGUGGGGGUGAGAGAGGUGGUCGGGGAGGUGAAUAAGUCUUUUGGCCUUUGA
Puntigrus tetrazona (Sumatra barb) is the source of this 1230-nucleotide messenger RNA. Its product is annotated as glutenin, high molecular weight subunit DX5-like. Gene Ontology annotation, molecular function: peptidase inhibitor activity. Lineage: Eukaryota; Metazoa; Chordata; Actinopteri; Cypriniformes; Cyprinidae. Bases 121 to 1230 code for a protein of 369 amino acids. Gene Ontology annotation, cellular component: extracellular region. The transcript is spliced from 7 exons. Gene Ontology annotation, biological process: innate immune response; antibacterial humoral response. The record is from RefSeq and is a predicted model, not a curated record.